AUGGGUGCUGAGCCGCCCUUCCUCUACGAACAUCCUUCGAAAUAUUCUUUCUCAGCCCCCACCGAGCGAGGCUUCAAUCCCAAAGCCAUAUCGCAAGCGAGCCUGUCUCUACCAACACCAAGAUCGAAACCGGAUGGCCUUUUGAUUAAUUCCAAGGAAUUUAAUCGACAUCCGGAUUCGUACUUUGUCGCUCCGUAUGGAAACCUGGACUGGAAACCAAUGAGUCCGCGUACAAAGUCGAGAGUCAAAUCUACACGAAUCACUCAGCUAGUCCUUCGAAAUUGCCAGUUGAUUGGAGCAGUUGGCAUGCUAUUUUGUGUCAUAUGUAUCAAAGGGACCGACGCGACCACAGGAUGGAUUAUACGGGUGCCCCCCGGAGUUGCAAUAUUGCACACCGUCUAUGGUACAUAUCAUCUUUCGCGCUCUGCCAGGGGACGCACACCAUCAUCUUCGGCCAGUUAUAUGUUAUUUGCAGCCAUGAUUGACGCCGGAUUGACCCCGUUCCUUGUAUUUACGGCCUUGAUUUCUCACACCCAGUCUAUCGAGCCUGUCAAUGCCCCAGGUCAUUGGUCCACUCUGUUCGCUAGCGACCAGGCUACUACCAGUAUCGUGUUCGCCACCUUUGUUACCAGCGUGGUUACCGGGACGUUUCACCUGGUAUCUUUAGCGAUAUCGAUCUAUCUUGGGGUCAUCUUCCGCAAGGUCUCAAGACUUCCUCCGGAUAUGAACCCUUUAGAGGACAAUCUAACGUCUCGGCACAAGCGCAAUAAGUCAUCUCUUCUCGAUAACCGUACGAGCCAAAUCUCCAUAUCAACAGACAAAAUCCGAGGACUCAGGGCUGAAGAUCCUCUGAUGGCCUCCCCGACCGUCCCAUUCAUGCACACCCGCAAUGACUCCUACUCAAACAUUACAGACGUCUCCCAUCCUAACGCGAGCGCCAGAGCUUCUCGUACUAACCUUUCAACUCCGUUUAACGGUCAGCCACCGGCUCAUCGUUCCCCUCAUACCAAGAUUAGAGGCCCCUUCUAUGACCUACCGCUCUCUCAGCGCUCCUCGUGGACCAAGAUCCAGAGCCAAAAUAAUGACCAAUUGCGCUCUUCUCGUACCGACUCCCAUAUCAACACUACUGAUGCUCCCCAUCUCAACACCAAUGACAGUGUCUCUUUGACUGACCUCGCAACUCCUUUCUACGACCAACCGCCUGCUCAUCGUUCCUCUCGUACUGAGAUUCAAGGCCCUUUCUAUGAUCAACACUCCCCAUCCCACCAGUCGUCUCGUACCAUGUUCCCUGUCCUAUCUCACGGCGAAAGCCUGGCGAAACAAACCGAUCAACCAACAGUAAUCUGUUCUCCCGCCAAGUCUUCUUCGCUUUAUUCCAACUCUUCCAACCCCGCGAGCCAUACCAACCAACCAAAUAUAAUUCGUUCUCCUACUAAAUCUUCAUCAAUCUACUCCAACAGCACCAUCACCACAAUAGCAACAAGUCGACCUGGAUCAACACGUCCGCGGUCCACAGUCCCAUCACUUCCCGACAGCAAUUGGAUUACGCACCCUUCUCCCUCCUCUUCUCCAUCCCCAUCGCCCCCAAGAGAACUCAAGCACCUUCUCAACAAACCGUCCUACCAGCCACUUUCCCAGAUUUCGCCCUUUGAUUACAAGACCAACGAGAACUUUCGCCCUCUGCAAAUGAACCCACCAACCCCACCGCUCGAUCAGCAGAAGCGAAGGGGAGCAGCCGGGGUAGAGAAGGGGCCAUUGAGGCCGGGAACCGGAAAUCCUGGCCAAGGAGGGGGCUGGGCCCCUGGGAUGGUUGGGAUCGGCAAGGCCAAAGCGUGGGGAGGCAUGGGGAGGUCUGGGCCUGCAGGAAUGGGUGGCGGAGGUAGGGUUGUUAGUAGGAGCGGAGUGGAGGUCAAGGAGAGAGGAAUUUUCCCAAGUGGAGGCAUCAGAGCACGAGAAGUUAGCGGAAAAGUGAUGGAGGAGGGAAGGACAGGGACCGGAGGAUGGAUGUGA
Molecule: messenger RNA, 2010 nt
Organism: Letharia columbiana
Lineage: Eukaryota; Fungi; Ascomycota; Lecanoromycetes; Lecanorales; Parmeliaceae
Exons: 3
Coding region: 1-2010 (669 amino acids)
Source: RefSeq, a predicted model, not a curated record